Penicillium bovifimosum is the source of this 1482-nucleotide messenger RNA. RefSeq names its product C2HC5-type zinc finger protein. The record is from RefSeq and is a predicted model, not a curated record. The coding region runs from base 1 to 1482 and encodes 493 amino acids. NCBI's taxonomy places the organism in Eukaryota, Fungi, Ascomycota, Eurotiomycetes, Eurotiales, Aspergillaceae. The transcript has a single exon. Gene Ontology annotation, biological process: regulation of DNA-templated transcription. Gene Ontology annotation, molecular function: zinc ion binding. Gene Ontology annotation, cellular component: nucleus.
AUGGCCGAUCUGAAAACCUGGGCAGCUCCUCGUCUCUCCGCCCUCCUCCCGCUCGAUGCAGAUUCUCUUUCGCAGGUGAUUGAGUACGCUGCCAGCCUCUCUAAAGAAGCAUGUGCGGACCACCUCAAAAACCUCCUCGGCGACUCUCCAGCAGCUCUGGAAUUUAUUUCCUCGUUCAAUUCGCGCAGACAACCCCAGCGACCACCUCAAGAACCCGCCGCAUCAAGCGAAGAUGCAACGAGAUCAGGCGGAGGUGCCAAGAAGGGCAAAAAGAAGGCUCCUUUGCACAACGCUGGCCCACCACGUCGACCCGACAAUUAUGGCGAUGUAGCCGGUGGCUACAAGAAAGCCGAUGAAGAAGACUAUAUGUCUUCUCGCAAACCAACCGCUCCAACCCUCGCACCAUCACAACAUGCCGGCUCGUCCUCGUCGCACCUUCCCUCUCCCCUACCGACAUCAUCCCCGAAGCCACCACCAUCUGCAAGUGGCCCCACAAUAUCAGACAUGUUACCAAAUGUACGGUCAAAAACCAGCAAGUCGAAACGACAGGGUUUGGGGGCAGGUUCAUCUUCCAAGGGCAAUGCAGCUCUCACAACCAACGACAUCUCCGACCUCACCGCGGCUAUUGCCGCAUUGGAGGUAUCGACGAACCCGAGUUUAGGUGAGAGACGCAAAUGUACCUGUUACGGGUUACUACACCCCGUAUUCGAGGCGGCGCCCAACUGCCUCAACUGCGGGAAAAUCAUCUGCUCGCUCGAGGGCCUACAGCCAUGCUCAUUUUGUGACACACCAUUACUGUCUGCCGAAGAAGUGCAGGGUAUGAUCCGGGAAUUACGGGCGGAGCGCGGACAAGAGAAGAUGCGCGUGCACAAUGAGGGUGUCCAUCACGAGGGUGGACCUAUGCCUACUUUGGGGUCCGAACCCAGCAAGCUGGAUGCUGCCAGAGCACACCGGGACAAGCUGCUGCAGUUCCAGGCCCAAAAUGCCCGUCGGACUAAAGUUGUUGAUGAGACAGCUGAUUUCGAGACGCCGAAUGUCGCUUCCACUUUGUGGAUGACUCCCACUCAACGAGCGCUGGCGCUUAAGAAGCAGCAGCGCAUUCAACGAGAGCUGGACGAGAAGGCUCGUCCUGAGUGGGAGAAGAAGAAGACUGUGAUGAGUCUUGAUAUCAAAGGAGGAAAGGUCCGUCGAGUCUAUCAUACCGCCCCGGCAGAUUCAGCCCCAGAGCCCAGUGAACCUGAGACUGCGGAGGAAGGAGAUGCUGGAGAACCUCCGCGUGGAGAACAUGCGUUCAGUCGCAACCCUCUUCUUGCAGCUGGUGGUCUUAUGCGGCCAGUCUGGCGUGCCCCUGAGGGCCAGCAGACGGAGGCAACACGGUCAACCGAAAGGAAACAGACAUGGAGACGUGUGCAAGACGACAACGAUGACAACGAGCAGUUGAUCCUGGACGGAGGAAUUCGCGGGCAUACCACCGAAGUCUAA